GCGGCAUGCACCUAUAAGAUUUGUUUGCGGACCGCCAUAAUACCAAAGAAGAAGAAGAGGCUAGCUUGGCUAACCACAUCAGCUGUGUGCCACAUUUUCGUGAAGCUUUUGAACAGCGUUGCCAUCCAGACCUUUUUUUUUUUGUUGCCAAGACUGAGCUCUAGGACCAGACAUGGCACGUGGUCAUCAAAAAGUCCAGUCUCAGCAGAAGAAUGCCAAGAAACAAGCGGAGGCCAAGAAGGCCAAGGGACAUGAUCAGAAGACGGCCGCAAAGGCAGCUUUAGUGCACACCUGCGGUGUCUGCCUGUCACAGAUGCCGGACCCCAAAACCUUCAAGCAGCAUUUUGAGAGUAAACACCCCAAAUCACCAAUGCCCCCAGAGCUGGUCGAUGUUGACUCUGGCAUCUGAACCGGACUCCCACUGAAGACCCCAGCUAUGUUCCUUGUUUAAGGCAAACUGUCAAUGCUGAAAACAAACCCAUCUCUCUCUUAUCCACACCCUCACACAGAAAACAAACCCCUCUCUCUUAUCCACACCCUCAAACAGAAAACAAACCCCGCUCUCUCUCUGAUCCACACCCUCACACAGAAAACAAACCCCUCUCUCUUAUCCACACCCUCAAACAGAAAACAAACCCCUCUCUCUCUCUGAUCCACACCCUCACACAGAAAACAAACCCCUCUCUCUCUUAUCCACACCCUCAAACAGAAAACAAACCCCUCUCUCUGAUCCACACCCUCACACAGAAAACAAACCCAUCUCUCUCUUAUCCACACCCUCACACAGAAAACAAACCCAUCUCUCUCUUAUCCACACCCUCACACAGAAAACAAACCCAUCUCUCUCUUAUCCACACCCUCACACAGAAAACAAACCCCUCUCUCUCUUAUCCACCCCCUCAAACAGAAAACAAACCCCUCUCUCUCUCAUCUACACCCUCAUACAGAAAACAAACCCCUCUCUCUGAUCCACACCCUCAUACAGAAAACAACCCCCCCCCCUCUCUCCCUUAUCCACACCCUCAUACAGAAAACAAACCCCCCCUCUCUCCCUUAUCCACACCCUCAUACAGAAAACAAACCCCCCCCUCUCUCCCUUAUCCACACCCUCAUACAGAAAACAACCCCCCCCUAUCUCCCUUAUCCACACCCUCAUACAGAAAACAAACCCCCCCUCUCUCCCUUAUCCACACCCUCAUACAGAAAACAAACCCCCCCUCUCUCCCUUAUCCACACCCUCAAACAGAAAACAAACCCCUCUUGUUAAAUGCCUAAUGUCUCUUUUGUUGAUCUUUCAUCCUAGUUUCCAGUUUCUCCCUGUGUAUUACCUAGAAAUAGACACAAUCUCUAUCAUUGUUUCCUUUUAGUUUAUAAUUGAAUGUUGGGUAGAAUGGAGCAGAUGUCCAUUCCCAGCUGUGAGAGGUUGAAGAUGAUCCCUGAUCUGGUGUUAGGUCUGUAGCAUUCUUCUCUUCUAGUUCUAAUCAAUGCUUUGUUUUUGGCUGAUCAAACCCAUCAUUUUUGACAGCGAUGAUCCAAGCUGAAACAUGUUGUGACUUGUUUUCUAAUUCACAUCAAACUCCUCAGCAUAAUUUGUACACUUGGAAAAUGCAUUCAUGCCCCAAUGAUGUAAUAUAACAUUCAAUAAAGUUGGCCUUGUUUAGUAUCUGCUUCAUCUGGUGGCAGAGCUCUGUAAUGGAAA
Messenger RNA from Oncorhynchus mykiss (rainbow trout), 1699 nucleotides. It is a transcript of the gene znf706, whose product is annotated as zinc finger protein 706. Lineage: Eukaryota; Metazoa; Chordata; Actinopteri; Salmoniformes; Salmonidae. The record is from RefSeq and is a predicted model, not a curated record.